Molecule: messenger RNA, 1317 nt
Organism: Fusarium graminearum PH-1
Lineage: Eukaryota; Fungi; Ascomycota; Sordariomycetes; Hypocreales; Nectriaceae
Exons: 3
Coding region: 211-1038 (275 amino acids)
Cellular component (GO): plasma membrane
Source: RefSeq, a predicted model, not a curated record
AAUUUAUUCUGGUUUGUAGCCGAGCACUGUAGCGCGACUGCUCGCCGUAUACAGUACUGAACUGAUCAACUCUUGACCGUCAUAUCAGCCGACUUUUACCAAAACACCAAGAAUUACAUCACCACAUCACCACAUAGCAGCAUAACAACACAGCAUAUACUCACUCUUGUUUUUAACCUUGUACAAACCAUCGAACAGCAUAUACUCGCAAUGGCUGUAAAAGGCGUCUUUUCAUAUUGGUGGUUUCCUGUCCUCUCAGGUCUAGUCUGGUUGGGCAUGUUGCUUGGCCUGCUACUAGAAUGGCAAAUCAACCAACAUGGCCGUCGCUAUCCUACGCAGUCUAUCCAUUCCGACGUCGCAUACAUUUCCAACGUCGGCGCUGACCGUCUGUGGCCGCUCUUCAUCACCGGAUGCGUUCUCACUUCCAUUUUCCUCGACGCCGCGUUUCUAUCGGAACGCUGGCUCCGACAUAAAGGACGUCUUGCGCCUAAUACGACCCUCAUGGAGAAGGUUCUUACCUGGCUCUCGAUCGCCUUUGCCGCAGUUGGUACUGUCGGACUUAUCUGCUUGUCCAUCUUCCGUACUGGAAGAUAUACCAGACUCCACCAUACCUUUUUGGCUCUCUUUAUUGGAGGUUACCUGAUCUCUGCUGUCUUUAUCUGCUGGGAGUAUCAGCGUCUCGGAAUUAACUACCGCGAGCACCGAGUUCUUCGCAUCUCUUUCUGGGUGAAGCUCACCUUUAUCUUGGUCGAAGUUGCCCUCAUUAUCGCUUUUGGUGUCACCAGCCGCAUCAAGCAGCGAAACGCUGCCGCCAUCCUUGAAUGGGUCAUUUCAUUCAUCUUCACCUUCUACGCCAUCUCCUUCGUCAUCGACCUUUACCCUGCUAUUCGUACAAAGCCACGUCACGCCAGACACCCCAAAUACGUGCCUUCAGCUAUUGCUGAUUCCAGCAGCCCAAGCCACGAAGGUUCACGUAGCGACAUCAACGACCGAAGGGACGUCGAGAUGGCCCAGAACACACCUCCUAGAGACUUCUAAUAGAAGUCUCACACACAUCUUCAUCUCCCUCUACAUAAUCAAGAAAUUGCACAUCAAACUCAGUAUUUGUGCAUCACUCAAGCUCACCUAAACUUGCCCACUUAAAUUCACCACUUCUCAUGUUAUAUGGACUUAUGUCGGAAUGAUUCCCCCUUUUGCAUGGCGUUUGGAUUGGAAAUUGGCUUGCAUCAUUAUAAAGAGAGACUUGCACAAUGUUUUUAUUACUUUUGCUUAGACAAGAAUUAAAAAUAUGUAUUAAUAAUUUCGUAAUAACUAUUC